This is a messenger RNA of Dictyostelium discoideum AX4, 5394 nucleotides long. RefSeq lists its product as hypothetical. The transcript is spliced from 4 exons. The record is from RefSeq and is a predicted model, not a curated record. NCBI's taxonomy places the organism in Eukaryota, Evosea, Eumycetozoa, Dictyosteliales, Dictyosteliaceae. Bases 1 to 5394 code for a protein of 1797 amino acids.
AUGAAAGCCACAAUAAUAUUAUUUCUUUUUUAUUUUAUUUUUUUGGUUAAAGGUAAUUACACAAUUUCAUACUUUGACAUGAAUAAAUGUAAUAUCAAAAAAAUUGUUUAUAAUAAGAAUGUGACAACGAUGGGGGUCGAUAUUUCGUAUGCAUUAUAUGAUAUAGAAUUUGAUGAAGAUUUAUAUCGUUAUUCUGCAAUUGGGUGCCCACUUACUGUUGAUACUGGGAAUGUAAUUACAUUUAAUAAUGAUACAGAAAGUACAUGUUUAUGUGAUUAUACUAAAUCCAAUAAUCCAACAGAAAAUUGUGUAAACCCUAAAUGCAUUGAAUUGGAUGAAACAGAACAAUGGGUGAAUUUAGAAAUUAGCCAAACAACAACACCAACAACAACAAACUAUACUCUCAAAAACAUCACCCAAUUUAGAUUUUUAAAUGAUAAACCAAAUUUAGGUUUUACAAUAAAGUUGAUACCUAUCAAAGGAACUUUCACAUUUACAAUACUAAAUGGAGAUAUGAUUGGUUCACAUUUUAAAAAAGAUUUUUAUAGAUUCAAUUCAUUAGAAAGUGAGAUACUAUUAAAUGUUUGCCCAGAAAGUAGUAAUCUAUUGUAUUAUGUUGGUACUUAUUUCUUGGAUAUUUCACCAAUAACUUUCGAAGCAACUUUUUCAAUUGAAAUUAAUUAUCAAAAUAUUCCAACCUCAAUAGAUGGUGACACUUACACAACCAAUUGUGUAAAUAUUGAUUCAAACCAUACAUGUAUAAACCUGGGUAAUCAUUUAACAAUAGCUGAUCCUUUAUAUAGUUUUGAUGUAAAAGAUCCUGGAUUUUAUUUAAUUAAUUUCUUUGCUGAAGAAUCAACUUUAUUUAUAACUGAUGAUCCUUUAAUUACUGAACCAAAUGAUCAAAAUUCAAAAUGGAUUAUUAAAAGUUAUGAUGGUUAUAAUAAAUUUAAUAGUUUAACAAUUUAUUUUGAAAAUCCAACAUUAUUAUACUUGAAAAUGGAUUGCCUAAAUGAAUAUUGUGAAGAUUCUUUAGGUUAUCCAAAUUCAAUAUCAAUUAUAAAGAGUCAAGGUUUAAUUAUGAAACCAAUUAGUUCAAUGGGUUUAUUAGAGGCAUCAUUAGCAUUGAUUCAAUCUUCAAAGAUUAUAACAAAAAGUAAUCAAAAUUUCUAUUGUCCAAAAUUUAGUUCUUGUAAUCCUUAUUCAAUUCUAUCACCAAUCGAUAAUAUUAAUCCAUUAUGGCCAGUACCUGGAUCAUUACAAUUUAUUCCUGGUUUUAAUUAUCAAAUAAUGGAAAAUGAUUUACAAGAUAAUUUUAAAUUAAAAGGAAAAUCUUAUCAAGUUGCUUUAAUACUUUCAAUAAAUUAUGGUAAAGGUAUAAUUGAAUAUUUAAAUCUUGAAGAUUCUUUAAAUAUUGAAAUUGAAUUUUUAUCAAAUCUUUUUAAUUUUGAUGGUGAUGUUAUUAAAUUAAAAAUUAAAGAUUUUAAUUUAAAAUUAAUUCAAGAAUGUAAUUAUAAAGAAUUUCAAAAAGUUCAAGAAAUAAUUAAUACAAGUAUGAAUAAUAAAGAUAAUAUUAAAGAUAUAAAUAAUUGGAAAUAUAAACUUGGUUUAUUACAAUCUACAAGUAAUUGGAUUGGUUGUGAAAAUUCAAUUUUAAAUUAUUUAAAAUUAGAAAAUUUUGAAACAAAUGUAACAUCUUAUCAAUGUCCAUAUUUAAUAUCAGAUCCACUUUAUCAAUUAGAUCCAUGUUGUAAUUUUCAUUUAUUAUUCUCUCAAGUAUGUUUAAAAAAAACAAUUAAAACUCAAAGUUUAAAAAUUCAAGAUUAUGAAUCUAAUAAAAUUACAAAUCAAUGUUUUAGUUUAGAUUGUACAUCAAUUGUUUUAGAUCAAUAUAUUACACAAAAAUAUUCCUCAUCAUUUUUAGAAGGAGGAGGAGAAGGAGGAGAAGAACAAGAUAAAUGUAAAAUUCCAAGAUUAGAAAUUACAAAUACUUAUUUAAAUACAUAUGAUGCACUUAGAAAAUGUAGAAUUAAAAUUUUAGAACCACCUUUUUGUACUUUUGAUGAUGAUUGUAAAAGUUUUAAUCAUGGAACAAGAAAAUGUGAUUUAUUCACUAGGAAAUGUAUUGUAAAUUAUGAAAUUACCGAUAAUGAUUAUAUUGAAUGUGUUUUGAAUGCGAUUCCAUUGGGUACUCUUUAUUCAUUAAUUUCAACAUUGGAUAUAAAUUCAACAAUUAUCAAUUCAAUUCAUAAUGAAUUAAAAUUUAAAGAUUGGGUUAUUGAAGGAAGUUAUUCAAAACAUUCAACUUAUAAAUACUAUAUAACAAAUAAUAUUAACUCUGAAACUGGAAAUCUUAUUGAUCAAUCAAAUGAAAUUACCUAUAAAACUCAAAAUUUACUUAGAGGUUGGAUUUUUGAAAAGAUUGAUUAUUCAACAAUUUUAGAGAAUCCAGAACAAGUUAAUUGUGAUGCGUACUUUUUAAUGUUACCAAAAGGGUAUAACCAACAAGUUUAUUCAGAGUUUUAUUUCCGUUGUAGACCAUUAACUAAAUUUACAACAUCACAUAGUUUUUGUGGAUAUUGUACUGAUGUAAACUCAACACUUUGUCAUAUUUAUAAUGGUUCUUUAUCUCAUGUUGGUUCACCCGAUAUUCAAUAUGAUCAAGAUUAUCCAUUCUCUCCAACCCAAGAUGUCACCAUUGAUCAAACAACUUGUGAACUAGGAUUAUCAAUGUGUCUUUUAGCCGAUGGUAGUUAUAUUCCAAAUAUUUAUAAAGAUGAUUGUGAAAAUAGUAGAGGUAGUUGUUCUGAACCAUGUGGUUAUGAAUGUAAAGGUUUAAUUGAAAAUUGCUUAUGGUUUAAAUUUAAUGAAACCGAUUCUUCAUAUGUAAUGGAUUCAACACUUUGUGAAUCAGUAACAGGUUUUCAAUUUAUUGAUAACUUUUGUUAUACAACAAUCACUAAUCAACAAGAUUGCAAUGAUGGUGGUUAUACUUGGAUUGAUUGUCCAUCAAAAGAUAGUGAUAAUUGUAUAGGUCCAGUAUGGAAUUUAACAAAACCAGAUGAAUAUGAUAUUUUAGAUACUAUCAGAGAUUUUUGUUAUUUAAAACCAAUUGAAUGUACAACUAAACAAGAAUGUUUAAAUAGAGGACGUUGUUCUGAUUAUCAAUACUUUUAUGAUCAAAUUGAAAAAGAUGAUGAACAUCCUUAUCCAAAUGGUUUAGGUAAAUGUAUUUCAAAUCAUACAGUUGAUACAACAUCUAUAAAAUCUUGUAAACUCUAUGAUGAAUAUGAUUCACCAUUAGGUUGUUAUCCAAAAUUUGAUAUACCAAAUAAAGAACUUUGUCAACAGCAAGGAGUUAAUACAACAAAAUGGUGGUGGAAACCUUCAACUAAUAAAGAUGAAUGUUUAUCAUAUAUGGGUUGUAGAACUAUUGAUUUAUUUUAUAAAGAUUCAGUUGAUAUGUUAAAUCCAAAUAAUUUACCAUACAAUUUUAGAUUUAAUGAAAUGAAUGAAAAUAAUUGUAAUCAACAACAUAAUUUAUCAGGUAGUGCCACUAAAUGGAUGAAUAAAUUUCAAUGGGUUGAUGCAGUAUGGUUACCAGGUGUUUUUGUUCAAUCGAAAUGGUAUGAAAAUAAAACAUUCACCACUCAAUAUCAAUAUAAAGAUGUUUUAAAUUAUCAAAAAUUUUAUGAGAAAAUAGUUCAAGCUACCGAUAAACAAGUGUCAGUUUUAUAUUCAUCAGAAGCAUUUUGUCAAAAAGAAAAGAGAGAAAACUAUUUAAAUUCAAUUUUAUGUAGUUGUAAUGUUGGUGGAAAUUCAGAAUGUUUCCAAUCAACCAAUCUCAUUAUGGCUCAAUCAAUAGUUUGUAAUGGUGAACAAACAUCGAUUUCAUUCUUUAAUGGUUUAUUAAAUUUCAAAAAUGAUUCAAUUUCACAUGGUUGUGAAAUGAUAUCAAUAUCUCAAAUUUCUAAAACCAUUUAUUCAAUUUCAACUCCACAACCAUUAUCAAAUAAUUUCAUAUCUUAUCUUAAACCUGAUAAUUUUGCAAUUUUAAAUUCAAAUGAUGCAAUCAUUGGUACACUUUUAAAUGAUGGUAUAAUUUUAAAAUCUGAAUUUGGUUUUAAAAAUUUUUUAAUUUGUAUGAAUUUUAAUAUUACAUCAAUAAAUUUAAAAUCAUAUCCAAUUUAUGAUUUUGCAAUAAAAUUAUCAAAUAAUAAUAAUAAUAAUAAUAAUAAUAAUAAUAAUAGUAAUGAAAGUAUUGAUGGUGUUAAUAAUAAAUUAAUACCAUUAAAUAGUGAAGCAAAAUUAAAAUUAAUUAAUAAUAUUAAUUAUUAUUGUUCAAAUAUUGAAAAUAUAACUGAAGGAAUUAAAGAGAUUAUAAUUUAUCCAAUUAAUAGAGUAUCAGAUUGGGAGGAUAAAGAUAAACAAGUAUUAGAUAAGAAAACCACUGUAUUAGUUUAUAUUUUAGCAUGCUUUUUCAUUUUAGUUGGUAUUUAUGGUUUAUUCCAAACCAUUGAAUUUUUAAUUGAAAGAUUUAAAUCAAAGAAACCAUUACAAUUAACUCAUUUAUUAAUUGUUUCAGUAUCAACAUUCAUUAUAAUGAGAGGUAUUUAUUUCUUUGUACUUCCAAGUGGUGCAUUAACUGAUGUACCUUCAUCCGAUUAUGUAUUAGUGGUACUACCAACAUUCAUUUAUCUAUCAUCGUUUAGUAUUAUCAUUGCACUUUGGUAUGUAAUUGUAUUUGUAGUUUUAAAAUUUAAUCCAUCAGCUGGUAAUAUGAAAAAAAGACUCUACACAAUUGUAGCCUCUGUAAACUCUAUGAUUUACUUGUUUUUCAUUGCUAUUGUUUUAGUAUUCCAAUAUACACCCUAUCAACCAAAUACAGAUUGCGUUGGAUUAAUAUUUGAAGAAAUGAAAAAUUCAACACCUCAACAAGUGGUAUCAAUAGUUUAUUCAGUGGUACAAGCAUUACUAUCACUUUUAAUUGGUAUUGCUUUUAUUUAUUUAGGUAGUUCAAUUGUUAAAUUAAUGAGGAAUUUAAUUUCAAAUAGUAAAGGUAGUGGUGCUGCUGGUGCUGCUGCUACUUCCUAUUCGAGUAAUCAAUCAAAAAUUAAAACUCUAACUAUCAUUCUAUCAGUUGCUUUCAUACUUCAUUCAAUUUUCAUAAUUUUAAUCUCUGUAAAAGCUGUCACUAGUAUAAUCUUUACUUUCAUUGGUUUAAUAAUCACUGAAAUCAUACCUGCCAUAUCAAUUUUAUAUGCUUUUGAUAAAAGAUUUGCAAGUUCUUCAAGUAUUAAGAAAUCAACAUCAUCCUCAACUAAAUCCAAUAUUCAUCUUAAUACUGUUACUACUGAUGCUGAGUCAUCAGAGUUAUAUAUUAAAAAAAAUUAA